GGAGUUCAUACGAUCUAACGAGACGUGUUUAAGUUAUUUAUUGCAUUUUGGUCAACACUUGCCAGGGUUUUAUUUUAAAAGAAAUCUUACAAACCUUUCAGCGAAGAUGGUAAAAACGCGGUCAAAACCUUCAAUUUCGGUGUUUCACAACAAACACAAGCAGGAUUAUUCUUUAGAUGAAAAUAAACUUCCCACUCAGCUGAACGUGAAAGCCUCUGAGAAGACGAAGCGACCAGCGGAUGGUUCCACGGAGAAUGUUCCUUCACGAAAAAGAGCAGCUUUUGGUGAUAUCACAAAUGCAACUUUCAACCAGCCUGAUGAAGGGGGUAAAGAUAAGCAGACAAAGAACAGCUUCGUGUUAAAAGACACGGAAACGAGACAAGGUAGAAUGAAGACCAAGACAAAAGCAAAACAAUACCGAAGGAGCAAAGAGAAAGAUUCAACUAUCAAAGAUCGAAAACCGUUAGUAUCCGAAGUGAAAUCUCAGCCUUCGUCGCCAUCGGGUGACAUUUUAGGCUGCGCAUACUGGAGCGAAGAAUCUUCACUUUCCCAAGACAUUUUGCAAAUUUCUGCAAGCACCACAUGUGAUGGUCUUGAUUCAACAAGAACUCAAAGUGCCUGUGAUUCUGCUUCAACAAGCUUGAAAGAGCCCCCAAGUUGCAAGAAUGACAGGUCAGAGGUGGAGCAACACUUCAACAAUGAUGAUGGAAAAUCAGCUGUUGACGCAGUGAUUGACAUUGAUGCAGACGCAUCAGAUCCUGUUACUGUGUCGGAUUAUGCAAAUGAGAUCUUUGCAAAUAUGAAGACAAGGGAGGAACGUUUUCCACUGACAAAUUACCUGGAAAAACAGCAAGACAUAACUGCACAGAUGAGAGCCAUAUUGGUUGACUGGUUGGUUGAGGUUCAAGAAUGUUUUGAACUUUAUCAUGAGACUCUAUAUCUGGGUGUGAAACUUCUUGAUCAUUUCCUUGAGAGGAACACAGUAAAGCGGGAUGAACUACAGCUUGUUGGAGCCACAACUCUCCUUAUCUCGUCUAAAAUUGAGGAGCGACAUCCACCAUGCAUGGACGACUUGAUUUACAUCUGUGAUGAUGCAUAUAAACAACAGCAGUUUAUUGCAAUGGAAACUAAAAUAAUGUCCAGUUUGGGAUUUGAUAUUAACAUCCCCAUUCCUUACAGAUUCCUCAGACGAUAUGCAAAGGCUGCAUUUGUGAGCAUUGAAACACUCACAUUGGCACGUUAUCUUCUGGAGUCCUCCCUUCUUGAAUGUCAAUUUAUUUCAAAAAGAGCCUCUCUAAUGGCUUCAUCUUGCCUGUACCUGGCAAUGAUAAUGAAGAAUUGUGGAGAAUGGACAGCCACUUUGGUACAUUACACAGGCUACAGCAAGGACAAAUUAUGCGAGUGCGUGUUACAGCUUAAUGCAAUGAACAGUGCACCAGCUAACAACAACUUGAUGACUGUGAAGAAUAAGUAUUCGCAUAAAGUAUUUCAUGAAGUUGCUACAAUCCCACCACUGGACUCGUUAACCAUUCAAAUCUAGACUGAUUGCUCUCGCAUAUUUACAUAUUGUAUAGUUCAGAUUGACAUGUGUUGUAAAUUAGAAUCUUCGAAAGAUACAUUAUCUUUAGAAAACUAGUUAUGGGUUAAGGAAAAUAAUUUCUUUAAUGACAAGUAUGGUAUAAGAAGCAACAAGAGCCAACUCUGUUAAAUUUUGUUAUUUGUAUUAAUCAGUAUACUUUACCCAGUUGUUUUGUGCAGAGAAUUUUACUUUUGUUACUUUCUGCAAGUAUUCAUUACUAAUCUUAUAACGAAGCUGUCAUUCCACCGAUGCAUGUAACAGGUAGCGAAUGACCUCGUAAGAAUUUCUUGGAGGAAACUUUUGAAUUCAUUUUCAUGUUGUAAGGGGAAGCAAUACUUAUGGACUCUCUGUAACGAGAAUGUAUCAAAUAUAUAAAUCUUAUUUACCUCUUGUAAGAAGGGAAGAAUACAGCCGUGGUUAGUCACUAUUCACUUCUGUUCAGAAAUAUGUUUUUAAUGGUCUUAAAACAUUUUUAUAUUUUUAAGCUCUGACCUCAAACCAACAAAGAAAAUCUUGUAGUUGCCAGACUACCUUAAACGGUUUAAGACCUGUUCAUUUUCUCUCGUACCAAAAUAUCGAACAAUGUAAUAAGCAACAUUGGGCUGUAAAUAAAAUGAUGAUAAUUAAAGCCAGCAAUCUACUGCUGAACUGUUCUCACGUCUUUUUAA
Messenger RNA from Stylophora pistillata, 2247 nucleotides. RefSeq names its product G2/mitotic-specific cyclin-B3. Gene Ontology annotation, biological process: mitotic cell cycle phase transition. Lineage: Eukaryota; Metazoa; Cnidaria; Anthozoa; Scleractinia; Pocilloporidae. Gene Ontology annotation, molecular function: cyclin-dependent protein serine/threonine kinase regulator activity. The record is from RefSeq and is a predicted model, not a curated record.